Messenger RNA from Colius striatus (speckled mousebird), 2360 nucleotides. RefSeq names its product aspartate beta-hydroxylase domain containing 2 (gene ASPHD2). The transcript is spliced from 4 exons. Lineage: Eukaryota; Metazoa; Chordata; Aves; Coliiformes; Coliidae. The record is from RefSeq and is a predicted model, not a curated record. The coding region runs from base 323 to 1354 and encodes 343 amino acids.
GGCACGGCGCGGCGCGGCACGGCACGGCGCGGCACGGCACGGCACGGCGCGGCAGCAGAGCCUCCCUCCAGCGCCGCCUUUCGGGAUGAUGAUGAUGGGGACCCUGCGGGCGUGUUGCUGCUGACCUGCGGCACGGGGACCCCCGGCACUCUCCUCACUGGGAGCUGCCACUGCCGAUGCUGAGCCGCCGGGCGCGCAGGGGAGAGCCACAGCUCCUCUUCCCCAUGGCAGCCGCUUCCCGCCGCGCCCCGGCCCAGCUGCGCGCUGCCGGCGCCCCCGAGGAGCGCGAGGUCUGAGCGCCGGGCCCCGCCGAGCCGCCACCAUGUCUCUGGAGUGGCUGCCGGACUGGAGCUGGUCCCUGGACGGGCUCCGGGAUUUCAUCGCCACGGGCAUCCAGUCGUUCCGGGACUGCGACGCGGGCGCCGUGGCCGCCGUGGCCUGCCUGCUGCUGCUCUUUGUCUGGUACUGCUACCACGUGGGGCGGGAGCAGCCCCGCGCCUACGCCACCGUCAACGCCCUGAUGCAGAGCGCCGAGGCCAACGGCGUGCAGAACGGGUACGUGUACUGCCAGUCGCCCGAGUGCGUGCGCUGCACACACCACGACGGGCUCAACCAGAAGCUCUACCACAACCUGCAGGAGUACGCCAAGCGCUACUCCUGGUCCGGCAUGGGCAGGAUCCACAAGGGCAUCCGCGAGCAGGGCCGUUACCUCAACAGCCGCCCCUCCAUCCAGAAGCCAGAAGUCUUCUUCCUGCCCGACUUGCCCACCAUGCCCUAUUUCUCCCGGGACGCUCAAAAGCACGACGUGGAGUUGCUGGAGCGCAACUUCCAGACCAUCCUGUGCGAGUUUGAGACCCUCUACAAAGCUUUCUCAAACUGCAGCCUCCCGCAAGGAUGGAAAAUGAACAGCACGUCGAGCGGGGAGUGGUUCACCUUCUACCUGGUGAACCAGGGCAUGUGCGUGCCCAGGAACUGCAGGAGGUGCCCACGGACGUACCGCUUGCUCGGGAGCCUUCGCACCUGCAUUGGCAACAACGUCUUUGGGAACGCCUGUAUCUCCGUGCUGAGCCCCGGCACCAUCAUCGCCGAGCACUACGGGCCCACCAACAUCCGCGUCCGCUGCCACCUCGGUCUGAAGACACCCAGUAACUGUGAGCUGGUGGUGGGGGGUGAGCCCCAGUGCUGGGCUGAGGGCCGCUGUCUGCUCUUCGACGACUCCUUCCUGCACACGGCGUUCCACGAAGGUCCCCCGGAGGAGGGGCCCCGCGUGGUUUUCAUGGUGGACCUGUGGCACCCCAACGUCGCCGCCGCCGAGCGCCAGGCCCUCGACUUCAUCUUCGCCCCGGGCCGGUGACGGCGUUGUGCGGCCGCGCUUGGCCCUGCCGCUGCGAGCUGCUCCCGGCCCUCACGGGGCUCCUGUAAAUGGAAACUGCGACACGUCUCAACGCCCAUCCCCUCCCUCCCUCCUCCUCCCAUCCAUCGCUGGCCCGGGGGUCCUUUCCAGCGUCCCGCCGGGGUUCAGCCACAGCACCUCUCGUCCGUGUUCUGUUGCUACUGUGUUUUGCGGUGUUCAGAAGUAGAGUAACCAAACCAAGGGUGUUUGUUUGAAUGUAAUAAUGUAAUACUCCUCGUGGUACAACACACACACACACAGCCCCCACACCCCUCCAAAACAGCACAGCAGCCCCAGCGCUGUGCUCAGCCUGCCCCAGCCCGGCUGCAGGGCUGCGCACACACACACCCCCAGGCACGACCAACUGCCUAAACCCCCUCCUUGCUUUACCUGCGACCUUGGUUUUCACCAAGAAGCCCCUGCAGGGACAGGACACCGUUGAGUGAGCAGCGCAGGGCUUUUGUUCCUCACUAGACAAAGGGAGAAAGGAGGUCACACUGCUCCACCUUCUCUUUUCCUGGUGCCAGGGCCAGCGUGCAGAGAGGCAGCUCACAGCCCUGAGAGCAGAGGAGAGGUUUCCAGAGAUGGGGAGGGGUUGAAUUGUGCAGCCCACGGAAGCAGCCCUCCGGCCCUGGGGGUCCCGGGGUGGAGCUGCCAGGCGGCUGACGCCCCGCUGCCCUGAAGCGCAGCGUGUCCUGGCACGGCCCCGGGGGGGACACAGGCCCCUUCCCCAUCGCAUUCCUGUACAGGUUUUUCAGUGAUGAGGCAGAUUUCAAACACAUCCCAGAGAACUUUUUUACACCUGUGUUGUUACAGAGUAUCUGACAUGCAUGGUUUGUACACGCAUCGACUGCCUGGGACCGGGCCCUGGGGAAGCAGGCUGGCUUGGUAACUGUCUGACAGUUUGGUGACAUUCAUACAGUGGAUAAGCAAAGAUUACCAAUAAACAGUUGUGCUGAGAACACAA